AUGAACAUCAACAUUCCAAAUCUCAUCAAAUCCGCCGUCCCAGAGGCUGAGGGGCGCAACGUCCAGAUCAUCUCAGACAACAGGACCAAUCACAGAGACCAGAACUUUCUCUCGGGCGAUUUCCCACGCAAUCCUCCAAAACUUUACAUAACCGGUGAAAAUGACGAUUUUGACGAGGUCACUCUAGCUGAGUGGAGAGAUGAGGGGUUUGAUGUAGAGUAUAUCUCAAUGGAGAGCUGCGGUGAUGGAUAUCUGAAGAAGAUCAAGUCGUUGAGCAGGGAAAACUUGGGUCCCUGUGAAAAGUUUGGAAUCGUCGCCUACGAUGACGCAGCAGCUAUUUGUCUCGAGCACUUUCACAUUCUCGACAACAACCCCGAAUUCAAGCUCGGCCUUCUCAUCGCCUACUACCCAACCCGCAUCCCAGAUACCAAUGGAAAGUUCCCCAGCAGCAUUAGCGCCCUUGUUCAUCUAGCAGCAGGCGAAGAAGUCGGUGUUGUCAAGCAAUCUCAAAUGGUGGGUAUCCAAGGCAAGAAACGCGUGAGGCGCACCAAGAUCCAGAGUGGCAUGGGCACUGGCGGGAAGCUUGACCUCGCAUAUCCCAGCUACACAUAUGAAGCUGAGCCUGGCUUCGCUGAGCAUGAUCUGGAUGAGUAUGAUGCUGUUUCGGCGGAGCUGGCUUGGAGUCGAAGUUUGGCUGCGGCUAGGAAGGUGUUUGGCAUCAACCCGGAUCUAGAGCUUGUUCUCGAGCAUAACUUGCAGAGUAAAUUCUUUUCUAAGAACCUCGGCAAAGCAUUAUCGACUUUCACCACGCACAAGACCCCUCACGUCACUUACAUGCCAACUCUAACCGGUGCAACUGGCGCAGCUGAGCUGAAGCGCUUCUACUCCGAAUCAUUCACAACUCCGCCCUCACUCAAGAUCACAUUAUUAUCACGUACUAUCGGAGUUGAUCGCGUUGUCGACGAAAUGCACGUUCAGUUCAAGCAUACCGAGCAAGUCCAGUGGAUGCUCCCAGGAGUUCCACCUACGAACAAGAAGAUUGAGAUUCUCAUGGUGAGCAUCGUUGCAGUCAGAGGUGGAAGACUGUACCAGGAGCAUGUCUACUGGGAUCAGGCCAGCGUGUUAGUCCAAGCAGGACUUCUCGAUCCCAAACUACUGCCGCAGUCGGCAAAGGAUCUUGGUGUUGAGAAGCUUCCGGUAGUAGGACGACGAGCGGCGAGGAGAGUGUUGAAGAACAGGGAUGCGAGUGACGAUGAGGGGGAGGCGGACAAUGAACUGAUUCCGGGAUGGAACAAGCAAGAGAGCGAGGGUAGCAAGAACAACCAAAAGUAA
Molecule: messenger RNA, 1332 nt
Organism: Fusarium proliferatum ET1
Lineage: Eukaryota; Fungi; Ascomycota; Sordariomycetes; Hypocreales; Nectriaceae
Product: related to dienelactone hydrolase and related enzymes
Exons: 3
Coding region: 1-1332 (443 amino acids)
Biological process (GO): polyketide metabolic process
Source: RefSeq, a predicted model, not a curated record